Molecule: messenger RNA, 327 nt
Organism: Lycium ferocissimum
Lineage: Eukaryota; Viridiplantae; Streptophyta; Magnoliopsida; Solanales; Solanaceae
Exons: 1
Coding region: 1-327 (108 amino acids)
Source: RefSeq, a predicted model, not a curated record
AUGGCUGAACCACCUGCUGGAGAAAUGUUACCAAGAUCAGAAAUAUCAUUUAGAAGGCAAGGUUCAUCAGGUUUAAUAUGGGAUGACAAAUUAUUAUCUGGGGAACUCAACAAAAUUUCAACACAACAUAAUGUUGAAGAUCAAGAACAACACAAGAAAAAACAGACAAGAUCAUCAGAGCCAAAACCUAUUAAAUGUCGCAAUACAGAUAACUACAUGCAACCGUCCAUAGAUCCUCCAUCUCCUAAGGUCUCUGGUUGUUGUGGCAUUUUUGGGAAGCCUGUUAAAGCUCAAAAACCACGAAAAAAUGUCAAACGUAAGUCUUAG